AUGUCGUGGUGUAUAAAACAUCCUGAAUAUUCAAAAGAAAAUGAUAGGAUCAACUCGUACAUACACGCCCGAACGAGAAGUUUUGUUAGCGAAUGCAGAAUCGAACUCGCUGAAGCAGGAUUCUUCUACGCAGGAAAAAAGGACCAAACGAUUUGUUUUUACUGCGGUGGUGGACUACACCAUUGGCAAGAUAUCGAUGAUCCUUGGGAAGAACACGCGAAAUGGUUUCCCAAGUGUCCGUUCGUAUUGGUACACAAAGGACAAGAUUUCGUCAACGAAAUGAGAUCCAGAACCGAAAGAAACGCCCUACAAAAGAAAAGGAUUCCAACAAACAACAUUGCUGUACCCCCACCGAUAGAAGAAUCAAACAUCGAGUCCGUGGUUCUUGUUGGUGUACGCAAACUUCGCUUGUCAAAUUCCACUGACACAAAGGUCAGGCCUUGUCUCACCCUCGUCAAACAUCAACCUGGCGGGUCGUACGCAGUCUUCGCUAAAUUCCAGCUGUACGCAAAUUUCGCUGUACGCAAACUUCGCGACACCACUUGGUAG
Molecule: messenger RNA, 549 nt
Organism: Macrosteles quadrilineatus (aster leafhopper)
Lineage: Eukaryota; Metazoa; Arthropoda; Insecta; Hemiptera; Cicadellidae
Product: baculoviral IAP repeat-containing protein 7-A-like
Exons: 2
Coding region: 1-549 (182 amino acids)
Biological process (GO): positive regulation of protein ubiquitination; regulation of cell cycle; negative regulation of apoptotic process
Cellular component (GO): spindle microtubule; cytoplasm; nucleus
Molecular function (GO): ubiquitin protein ligase activity; cysteine-type endopeptidase inhibitor activity involved in apoptotic process
Source: RefSeq, a predicted model, not a curated record